GCCGGCCCGCCCCCGCCUCCCGCGGCUGGCCCCCACCUCCCGCCGUCGUCCGCCUCCCGCCGCCUCCGCCCCCGCCUCCCGCCGCCUCCGCCUGCCUGUGGGCCCUACCCAGAGGGCACGGGUGGGAAACGAGGAGGAGGAGCCGCGGGAGCCCCUUAACCGAGGAGCGGUUUCCUUCGCGUCGGCGUCGACAAGGUAGAGCGCGGAGAUGUACACCGGAACAUGUCGAAAGCGGGAGCUGCAGCCAGAGCCUUCAUCAGCUAGUUUGCAAGGUCACACCUCACAAGAUGAGCAAUGUUUGCAAGUGAUGGGACAUUUCAUGCUUGACAGGCUUCCAGAGGAUAUUGUUGAUAACUUAUUUUCCUACUUACCUAUUGAAGAUGCUGCCCGUGCUGCCUGUGUCUCUCGUCGAUAUCUACGUUCCUGGAGACGGUAUCCCAGGCUUUUAUUCAAUAACAAAACCGUAGGUUAUGAUAAGCUCAGCAUGCAUUUGGAUGAGGACACACGAGCUUUGGAAGAUGAACAAUAUAGACAAGAUAAAAUAGAAAGCCAUUUCGUCAAUAAAAUUAACCAUGUUCUUGAAAACCAUUCUGGCUUUGGGAUGAAGGUGCUCAUACUUCAACUGUACCCUUGUGCAAAUAUUGAUGCAUCAUAUUUUGAUAAAUGGCUUCGAAUUGCUGUCAAACCUGGGAUUGAAGAGCUUGCAUUGGAGAUGGCUGUAUUUAAUAAGAGGGCAGACUAUAACUUCCCGAUUUUUCUUUUAUCUAAUGAGAUAGGAGGAGCAACACUGGAAUCUCUUCGCCUUACUUCAUGCGCAUUUCAUCCUACCGCAAGUCUUGGUUGCAAUAGAAGCUUGACAAGCAUUUAUCUGUCCUUUGUCCGCAUUACCGGAGAGGAACUCGGGCAGUUUGUUUCCAAUUGUUUCGCUUUAGCACGGUUGUCAAUUUAUAAGUGCAAUGAUUUAAUUUGCUUUAAAGCACCAUGUGUGUUGCAUCACCUUAAUCAUUUCCAUGUGACACAAUGUAAAAUGCUGCAAGUAAUAGAGAUUAGGGCUCCAAAGCUCUCCACUUUUGACUGUGGGGAUAACCUAAUGCAAAUUUCUCUAGGAGCAGAAGUCAAACACAUACGGAUGAUAGGUAGUAAACCAAACACACUCUGUCAUGCUCGUGCCGAGAUUCCUUGCUUUAUGCCAGCAGUUGAAAGACUUACUGUGGAAUCGAUUUGUGAGAAGGUCAAGACUCCAAUAAUGUCUAGCAAGUUCCUCCUUCUCAAGUACUUGGACAUUUUUCUUGUGGAUGUACAACUCUACCGCCAGGAUUACUUCAGUUUGGUUUCUUUCCUGGAAGCCUCUCCUGCCUUGGAGACUUUCAUGCUGCGUGUAGAAACCGGUUAUGUGCUGAGAAGUGAUUCAGUUCUUAAAGAUCUUGACAAGGAUCAAUUGCAUUUGAGGCAGAUGCCAGAAUGCUUGCAUUACAAUCUGAAGAACGUGAUGAUGACUGGAUUUAGCUCUGCAAAGAGCCUGAUUGAAUUAACAAGCCACAUUGUUCGCAAUGCAUCAGCACUUGUGUGCAUGACACUGGACACUGCAUGGGGUUGUGGCAGGAGGACUACAAAGACCGACAAGUGCGAGCAUAUGUCGAAGGAAGGGCUGAUGGAGGCACAGAGAGCUCUUGAGGCUGUGAACAGAUGCAUUGAGGGGAUUGUGCCCUCAUCAACAAAUUUCAAGGCAUUGGAACCGUGCUGCCAGUGCGGGGGCUAAGGAUUAUCUUCCAAGAUUUGUCGUAUAUUAUUUGGUUAUUUGGAUCCAGUGUUUAAGAUCCCAUAGUGUAAUGACACUGCCAUUUGCCUGAAGGCUUGUGUUAUGACGUUUUUGUUCAGUUCUGCGUAAAGAAUGUGUACACUGGCUUAAGCUGUGCUGUUAGGUAUGAUACAACUGUCUACUGCUGAAUUGUUGAUCUGUUUGAAGUAUUGAGAUUGAUCCUUGCGUUGAAA
Molecule: messenger RNA, 1992 nt
Organism: Setaria italica (foxtail millet)
Lineage: Eukaryota; Viridiplantae; Streptophyta; Magnoliopsida; Poales; Poaceae
Product: putative FBD-associated F-box protein At1g61330
Exons: 5
Coding region: 209-1759 (516 amino acids)
Molecular function (GO): protein binding
Source: RefSeq, a predicted model, not a curated record